AUGGAUUGGAGUCCCAGCGGAAUAACCACCGCUCUUCUCUCGGGCAACUUAUUUGCUAUCUUCAUAACCUGCACCAUUGCCUUCUCCCUCCCUGUCCUACUGCAUAUCUUCCUCUAUCGAAGCUCCCCCGCAAAGGCCUCGAGGGAUUUUUUGCUCCUGGGCCCUAGUGGGUCUGGGAAAACAGCAUUAUGUUCACUCUUAGAACAACGGUCGAUCUCCCGUUCAUCCCAGAAACCCCCUCGAAGAACUCAUACAUCUCAAGUCUCCUCCUCCAUCACCAUAACCCUGCCGCCAGCCGUCCCCAUUGGCUCCAAUAAAUACCGCUCAGUCAAUGAUCCGACUCUUUUAGAAGCCACAAAGAAUCCAACUACCUACCGGUUACGAGAUACCCCAGGCCAUGGCAAGCUCCGCGCAUCCCAGGGCAUCGCCUCAUUGGUGUCUCUCUCAGAUCCUAAAAGGAAAGGCCCUGUCGGGAUCCGUGGGGUAAUAUUCAUGCUCGAUUCUGCUACCCUCUCACAGAGCGAUGAAGCGCUUCGGGAUGCGGGCACCUAUCUACACGACGUGCUCAUGACAUUGCAAAACCGAGUGUACAAGAACGGGGCGAGAAUAUCAUCGUCCUCUUCUACAAAGGUACCUAAAAUUCCCGUCCUGGUCGCUGCGAAUAAGCAAGAUCUAUUCACGGCCCUGCCGCCGGGCUCAGUCAAAGCGAAACUGGAGUCCGAGAUUGAGAAGGUUCGGGUCUCGAAUCGGAAAGGGUUGUUGGAUGUGAGCAUGAACUCCUUGUCUGCGGAAGAAGAGCCAGAUAUUCUGGGCGGGAAUGAGGAGGAAGGGCAGUUCACUUUUCAGAUGCUGGAUGAGCGGAUGGGAAUUAGAGUUGAUGUGAUUGGGGGUGCGGUGGUGGGUGAUGACGAGGAUCACGGGAGUGGGGUGCGCCGAUGGGAAGAGUGGAUUGGGAUGUGUUUAUGAUGGGCCUGUUAUGCAGAAAGGUACAGUGCACAUGAUAGAUUCAGUUUGCUUCUGCUUUUCAUCUGAUGUACCGUGUAGCGGUGAUUUUCUUUUUUCCCUCGCGGCUAAUAGGUUCAAUCAAGUUCAUUACGUAUGUGCGGCCAUCAGAGGGAAUGAGAGAAGGUGUGCUUGUGUAUGCCCUAGUGAAAUGUGAUCUGGGUAUAUGUCGCAGCCAGCAAAGGAAAUCGCUCUUCGACCUAACAGCAGAGUGAAGCGGCUCAGGAUAUACAUCGUCCAUCUCGGGGAACAGUGGAUACGCGAAGUCCUCAUUCUUUCCUUUCUAUCAUGCAACUGCUCAACUCAG
This is a messenger RNA of Histoplasma capsulatum G186AR, 1309 nucleotides long. RefSeq names its product Signal recognition particle receptor subunit beta. The coding region runs from base 1 to 966 and encodes 321 amino acids. The transcript has 2 exons. The record is from RefSeq and is a predicted model, not a curated record. Lineage: Eukaryota; Fungi; Ascomycota; Eurotiomycetes; Onygenales; Ajellomycetaceae.